Molecule: messenger RNA, 333 nt
Organism: Closterium sp. Naga37s-1
Lineage: Eukaryota; Viridiplantae; Streptophyta; Zygnematophyceae; Desmidiales; Closteriaceae
Source: the annotation of a GenBank genome assembly
AUGGGAUCCGACGUAGUAGCCGAGCCCCUCGCCGCCUUUCUCCGCUCCCCUCCUCCCCCCUCUCCCCGCCCCCCCACUCUCCCACCCUUGUCCUUGGCUUCCCACCUCCCUGCCCCACGUUUCCCCCCUCUCUGUGCUCAGCCUCUCCCCUCCCUGCCUCUCCCUCCUCCCCGCCCUGCCCCUCGUUUUACGUCCCCCCACGCCCGGUUUCUCCCCUCCAUGCACCUCCCUACCUUUCUCCGUGCCUCUCCUUUGUUCCCUCCCUGCCCCUGGCCGCCCAUGCCCCUGUCCUUGGUUUCUCCCCUCCCUGCCCCGCGUUUCUUCCCUUCCUGA